GAAGUUGUCGAGCCAGUAGACAGUAUGUAUCCUUAUGACUACGUGUGAGGGUCACAACUGGAGCUGUGUUUGCGAAUGAAUUGGCAUGUGUUUGAGACCGGGUUUUAUUCUAAAGAGACAAUCAGGAACCACGAAGGAAAUAGCCAAUCUACCUGGAACUACGUCAGACUUUGCCGUUGUGGAGCUGUUGACCAAGUGGCUACUGGAAACUGAAAUAAGACUUGCGUGGAUAACUUCGAGGAAAGUAUAGCCUAACGUUAACGCUGACACACGAGAAGAACGACUGUAACGUUAGUUUUCUCAAUAAUAACAUGAAAAAGGAACAGAUUGAGGCAUUGGGCUUUGUUCCUCAAAAGGAUAUUGUCUACAAUAAACUGCUGCCUUAUGCUGAUAAAUUGGAUAAUGAAUCCAAUGAAAUCUUGGCGAAAAUUAAAGCUAACUUGGGGCGAGCGGUCCAGCUCAGGGAGUUAUGGCCUGGAGCACUGUUUUGGACAAGAAAACUCGCAAAUUACAUGCGCCUCUAUGGUCGGAAGUUCAGCAAAGAGGACCAUGUGCUGUUCAUCCAACUACUUUACGAGCUGGUCACCUUGCCACACCUGGAGGUUAGCAUGAUGCUAAGCUUCGCCAGGCCUCUCAUCAACCUCCUGAAGAAGAAAGAGCUGCUUUCUAGAGAUGACCUGGAGUUGCCUUGGCAACCACUCUAUAACCUUUAUGAGAAGAUUCUGUACUCCAAAACAGAGCAUCUUGGUCUCAACUGGUUUCCCAGUUCUCGCAGUGGGGGAGCCGGUAAACAAAAAGUGCUAAAUUUUAUUCGCAAGCGUUCGGUGGAGAAUGUCCUGAAGACCCUGGUGAAGAGCUGUCGGCUGUACUUCCCUGUGGCCUCCACCCAGGAGAUGCUGGACGAAUGGCGACCAUUGCUGUGUCCGUUCGAUGUCUCUCAGCAGAAGGCCAUCAGCUACUUUGAGCUCUUCCUGCCCACAAUCAUGGCCCCUGAGCAGCAUGACCAGGGCUUCAGGUUGUGGUUUGAUGAGCUGAUGAGUCUGUGGGUGUCGGUGCAGAACCUGCCAUGCUGGGAGGGGAACCUGGUCAAUCUGUUUGCCCGUCUGGCUAAUGAUAACAUUGGCUAUGUCAACUGGGAGCCAUAUAUUCCUAAGAUUUUCACACGGAUCCUGCGAAGCUUCAAUCUGCCCGUGGGAACCAGUCAGAUGGUGGUGCCACGCUACCUCGCCAACUCCUAUGACGUGGGCCAUGUAGUGCUGUGGAUCUCCUCCCUGCUGGGUGGUCCUGGGAACCCAGCUCAGAAGCAGCUCAACGGGCUGUUCAACAGCAUCGCCUCUUUCUACCACCCCUCCAACAAUGGCCGCUGGCUGAUGAAGCUAAUGAAGCUGCUGCAGCGUCUGCCCGCCAGCGUGGUGCGGCGGCUUCACCGCGAACGCUACAAGAAGCCGUGCUGGAUCGCCGACGUGCCGCCCACGCACCGACUCACCGAACAGGAUAUCAACGACUUUGUGCAGAGCAUGAAGCAGCCUGUGCUGCUGGCCAUGUUCAGCAAGACGGGCAGCAUGGACGCCGCGCAGGCCCUGCAGAACCUCGCCCUCAUGAGGCCUGAGCUCGUCAUCCCACCUGUGCUGGAGAAGACAUACCCGGCCAUGGAAACUCUGACGGAGCCUCACCAGCUGACCGCCACCCUCAGCUGCAUGAUCGGCAUGGCACGCAGCCUCUUCUGCGCUGGACGGCACUACCCAGAGGGCCCCGCACAUGUACUGCCCCUGCUCAUGCGUGCCCUGCCCGGGGUGGACCCCAACGACUUCAGCAAGUGCAUGAUCACAUUCCAGUUCAUCGCUACCUUCACCACCCUGGUGCCUUUGGUGGACUGCUCUGCUGCCCUGCACGAGAGAAAUGACCUGACGGAGAUGGAGAGAGAGCUGUGCUCCGCCUCUGCUGAGUUCGAGGACUUUGUUCUGCAGUUCAUGGACCGAUGCUUUGCUCUAAUUGAGAGCAGCACACUGGAGCAGACGAGAGAGGAGACCGAGACGGAGAAGAUGACCCACCUGGAGAGUCUGGUGGAGCUGGGCCUCUCCUCCACCUUCAGCACCAUCCUCACACAGUGCUCCGUCGACAUCUUCAAGGUGGCUCUGGAGAAGGUGUUUAACUUUGCCACCGCUAACAUCUUUGAGACACGUGUGUCUGGUAGGAUGGUGGCAGACAUGUGCAGAGCCGCCUCCAAGUGUCACCCUGCUGAGGCGCUCAAGCUCUUCGUGCCACACUGCUGCAAUGCAAUCACCCACCUCACUGCCAAUGAGGACGUGCUGAAGGAGGAGGAGCUGGACAAAGAGCUGCUGUGGAAUCUGCAACUGCUCUCUGAGGUGACGCGUGUGGACGGCGAGAAGCUGUUGGCGUAUGGGCCGCAGCUGGUGCGGAUCCUGCAGAUGGCGCUGCACCUGCGCAGCAAACAGGGCUACAGCCUGGCCUGCAACCUGCUGCACCACCUGCUGCGCUCCACGGCACUCAUCUACCCCACCGACUACUGCAGCGUGCCCGGCGGCUUCCAUCGCCCGCUCAGCGAGUACCUGCCCAUCAAGGACUGGGGGCGGGCAGGUGACCUGCGGGACCUGCAGAUCCAGUGGCACGUGCCCAGUGCUGAGGAGACGGCCUUCGUCUUCUACGUGCUGGACCUCUUCCUCCAGCCAGAGCUGCAGCGCCUGCAGAAAUACGCACAGGGAGAGCUGGACAUGAGCCGUGAUGAAGUCCUCCAAAGUCUCUCCAUUGUUCAGAACUGUCUGCUGGGAGCUGGGAGCAUGCUGCCUUCACUGGACGGCCCCCCUGUUCCUCAGACGGUGCCCAGUCUGGUCAGUCUGGAGGAGACGGGCCUUUACAUCGGGGUGGAAUAUGACACCACCAGGGAGAACUACAGAGAGGCCAUUUGUAAAGUCAUGAGACUCUUGUUACGUCACAUCUUGGAGCAAUCUGAGGAUGACACCAAGUCUCUUUUUGCAAUCAUCAAGAUCAUCAGUGACUUGAUGCACUUCAAAGGCUCCCAGAAGCACGAGUUUGACUCCCGUUGGAAGAGCUUCACUCUGGUGAAGAAGUCCAUGGAGAACAGACUCCAUGGGAGGAAGCAGCAUAUCCGAGCCCUGCUUAUCGACAGAGUUCUGCUCCAGCAUGAGAUGCGGAAGCUGCUUGUUGAGGGAAGUGAAUACAAGACCAUCCACAAGGACCUUCUGAUGGACCUGCUCUGUCUGUCCACAAGCACGUACAGCCAGGUGCGGAGCAAGGCCCAGAGUGUGUUCUUUGCGUCGCUGGCCACGUAUAACUUCUGCUGCAGAGACAUCGCCCCCCGCGUGCUGGAGCUGCUGCAGCCCCACCGCUCUGACAUCACCCAGCAGCAGUUCAAGGGGGCACUCUACUGCCUGCUGGGGAACCACCAUGGAGUAUGUCUGGCCAACCUGCAUGACUGGGACUGCAUCGUGCUGUCGUGGCCGGCGAUCGUGCGCACAGGCCUGAGCCAGGCCAUGUCCCUGGAGAAGCCCUCCAUCGUGCGCCUCUUUGAUGACCUCGCCGACAAAGUGCAGCGCCAAUAUGAGACCAUUGGCAUCGACUUCAGUGUGCCCGACAGCCUGGUGCUGAUUGGUCGGAAGAUGACAGAAUCCCAGGGCCCUGCCCCCAGUCUGGCCACGCCCACUGACAUGGAGCUGGAGCAGGGGCUGCUCAUGCAGCAGAGCAGGAACGCCGACGCCGUGGCGAAAUAUGAAGCCCUUGUGAAGGACCUGCUUGAAUGUCUUGAUGAGCGCGACCUGCCGUGGAAGUUUGAGCACAUGGCUAUUGGCUUCCUGUCGCUGCUGCUGAGAGAUGACUACCCCCUCCCGGCCCGCGCUGUCCUGUUCUUCACUGAGUGCCUCAACCACGACGCCCUCGUAGUGCGCAAGGUGGCAAUAUCUGCGUUUGGUGGUGUACUGAAGCAACUCAAGAGACCACGCAAAAAAGUGGACGUCAUUCCGAGUAAAGUCAGUGGUGUGGAGGAAUCAGAGGGCCUGGUGGGUGGAGACAGGCCAGGGAACCUGUGGCUGCAGUACCAGCACAGCCUGCUGCCGCGCUCCGAGGAGGAGUGGAACGCCACCACCUUCGUGGAGAAGACGCACUGGGGCUACUACACCUGGCCCAAGAAACUGAUCGUCUAUGCCCCCGCACCAGAACAGCCAGAGGACCCAACGCUAGGUGACAUGAAUGAGAGAGAACGCAUCAUCUAUGAUCACUUCUCCGACCCGGAGUUUGUGGACCAGCUGAUCCAGUUUCUCUCCUUGGAGGACCGCAAAGGCAAAGACAAGUUCAACCCACGCCGAUUCUGCCUCUUCAAGGGUCUGUUCCGUAACUACAGCGAUGCCUUCCUGCCCGUGCUGAAGCCGCAUAUGGAGCGGCUGGCCAGCGACUCGCAUGAGAGCACCCAGCGCUGUGUGGCCGAGAUCAUCGCUGGCCUAGUGCGGGGCAGCAAGCACUGGAAAUACCAAAAGGUGGAGGCCCUGUGGCAGUUCCUGAUGCCACUCAUGCGCACCGCCCUGUCCCGCAUCACAGUUGAAACCUACACCGACUGGGGCACCUGCGUCGCCACUGCCUGCGAGAGCCGCGACCCCCGGAAGCUCCACUGGCUGCUUGAGAUGCUGAUGGAGUCCCCCCUCAGUGGAGAGGGAGGGUCCUUCGUCGAUGCCUGUCAUCUGUACGUGCUGCAGGGAGGUCUCGCUCAGCAGGAGUGGAGAGUCCCGGAGCUUCUUCACCGGCUGCUGGAGUACCUGGAGCCCAAGCUCACGCAGGUGUACAAGAACGUACGGGAACGCAUCGGCAGUGUGCUGACGUACAUCUUCAUGAUCGACGUGACGCUGCCGUCGAUUCGGCGCACCACGUCGCCGCACCUGCAGGACUUCACGGAGCGCGUGAUGCUGCGCCUCAAGCCCCUGCUGGAGGGAGAGGAGGAGAUCCAGAACCACGUGGUGGAGGAGAACGGAGUGGGCGAGCAGGACGAGAGGACGCAGGCCAUCAAGCUCUUCAAGACCGUGUUGAAGUGGCUGAUGGCCAGUGCUGGACGCACCUUCUCCACUCCAGUGCCUCAGCAGCUGCAGCUCCUACCUCUGCUCUUAAAGAUUGCUCCUGUGGAGAAUGACGACAGCUACGAUGAGCUGAAGAGGGACGCCAAGACCUGCCUGUCCCUGAUGUCCCAGGGCCUGCUCUACCCUGAGCAGAUCCCCCUGGUGCUGUCUGCACUGAAGGAGAUUGCAGGCAGUAGCUCAUGGCACGCCCGCUUCUCGGUGCUGACCUACCUGCAGAUCAUGGUUUUCUACAACCUUUUCACCCUGCUGGAUGACCAGGAGUCCGUCAGGGAUGUCCGAGGUCUGGUCAUUAGGCUGCUGGAGGAUGAGCAGCUGGAGGUGCGAGAGAUGGCCGCCACCACCCUGAGUGGCUUCCUGCAGUGUGGCUUCCUCUGCAUGGACGGCAGCAUGCAGAGCCACUUUGAGGCCCUGUGUAAGACGCGCCUGCCCAAGAAGAGGAAGAGGGAGCGUGGCUCUGUGGUGGACACCAUCCCCUCAGUCGAUCUGGUGCGGCGCCAUGCAGGGGUGUUGGGUCUAAGCGCCUGUGUCCUCUCCAGCCCUUACGACGUGCCCACCUGGAUGCCCCAGCUUCUCAUGGACCUCAGUGCCCAUCUCAAUGACACACAACCUAUUGAGAUGACCGUGAAGAAGACGCUGUCCAACUUUCGCCGCACUCACCAUGACAACUGGCUGGAACAUAAACAACAGUUCACCGAUGACCAGUUAGGGGUGCUCACUGACCUGCUGGUGUCUCCCUGUUAUUAUGCCUAGACAGGUGAAGCCACCCGCCAACACGCUCCCCAGCCGAGCAACAGCCGAAGCCCACGCGAGUCCAACACAGACUCUCCCAGUGCUGCUCAUGUCUCUUCUCUUCCCCAGGGGCAGUGCAUACCAGGCUCUCUAAUGCUGCAAGUUGUAGUGUUCUAUUUUUAUUUACAAAAUGAAAUUUUUAUUUUAUAUAAAAUGGUAAUUAAAGCUAUUAUGCAGAAGACGUUCGGGGCAGGGGGGGGGUGAUGGGAGACCAUCAUCCUCCUGUGGCAACGCUCCUCUGUAUGGGAGGCCAGUCCUCAGCUCUGCCCACACUACAGAAGACCCUCUGACGCCAGACUCUCUGACACAAGACUCUCUGACACCAGCCAGACCCAGCAGCGAUGGGCCAGUGGGGGGUAAGGAGGAGGAGUGGGGGGGGGGUGUCACACCCUGUACGUACUGUAAUGUAUGUAUAUUUAUAGUCCACAUUUCUUUUUGUUUUGGCAUUUUUUACUAUACUUAAUAUUUAAGGUUGACCAGUGCCGGCAGUGAACAGCCUGCAGUCUGUAAUAUUAAUGUACAGUUAGGUUUUUUUGAUUUCCAGAGUGUGACUGUGAGCGAAAAGGAAAAAAAAACAAACAAAAAAAAAACCUUUGGAUUUGAUCUCCCUCCCUCCAGGGUCUCUUCCUCUCCUUUGCCCAAUAUCUGUCACUCGGGCAGAGAAGUAGGCCCAUAUCUGUCACUCAGGCAGAGAAGUAGGCCCAGUCCCUAGUGUACUGCUCAGCAUGGCCUGUCAAACAGAUGCUGUCACAAGCUUUGGGAUUGGCUGGCUAUGGGUGGGUAUUCACCCAGUUACUAGUGGGAGAAUUGGAGCUCAGAUUCCAUCAUAAGCAGGUUAUUGCAGGGGCAAAUGCUAGACUGGCAGAGUGUGUGUGGCUGCAUGUGUGUGUGUAAGUGUAAGUGUAAGUGUGUAUGUGUGAACAUGAGUGGCUGCUUGCAGAUGUCAAGAGACAGUCACCAGUGGUAUUGUAUUUAAGGUGUUGAACCUCAGAUGGUUCACAUGUCUUAGAGUUUUGUGAGUGUUUUGUGUUAUGUGUAUGUAUUUGUAUGUAUGGACUGUGGACCGUACAUGCAUUUAACUAUGCAUAAACAUAUUACAUACAUCCAUGAAGUUUUUUUAGAUUUGGUAACACUUUAUUUGAAGCUGGUGUCCAUAAAGCAUUGAAACACAUUCAUAAAGUGUUAUAAAGUAGUCAUAAUAAUUGACACAAAUCUUUGACUAUAUUGACUGCAUCCACAAAGUCUUACAUUGUUAUAGUAUAAGUAUCAGAAUGCAAAAUAUAGCUUCUUUUACCUCUUGAUAGUGGCACUGAUAACAUCUUUGCCUUAUGUCAAAUGUUUAUUCACAAUUUGCUCUUGAUGGAGCCACAUGUACAAGUAAAAGUAAUGUAGGACUUAUACUACAUCUCAAGCCUUUUUGAGUGCAGUCAUGUCUAUUUAUAGAUAUAUAUCUAUAGACAUUCUUCAGUCAUGAUGCAUUAAGAAUACUUCAUACACAUGUAUAAGUGUGUUUAAUGCUUUGUUCAUACUUUGCGUAAGUAAAGUGUUGCCAAGAUUUAUUUUAUGAUUUCAAACUAGGCACUGUUCUGGUCAGUCAGCCAUGUUUGUGUGUACAGUAUGUGUGUGUGUGUGUGUUUGUGGAUGAUGUGCAUGUGCAUGAUGUUAUAUGUGUGUGUGCACGCUUGAAAUGUAGUCAAGUCAAGAAUGAACGCUGUGCUGAGCUAGCUGUUCUGUCACACAUACAUACACACACACACACACCUCGUUGGAAGUGUCCCAUAGGCAUUUUUCCUGUCCUUUGUGGAUUAGCCUCUGGUGUUCCAGCCAGUGGAAGAGCUGAUAGUCAUGUUCUGCAUUGCAGAACCUCUUCACAGAACCACUGUGUAGCUUAGUGCCAAAACUGCAGUCAUUUAUUUUUGUCUUUUUUUUUAGAUGUUGUCUGCUUGUUUUAAACUGCAGAGAAUAAAGUCAAUGAAUCGUUUAUACCAAA
Alosa sapidissima (American shad) is the source of this 7878-nucleotide messenger RNA. It is a transcript of the gene psme4b, whose product is annotated as proteasome activator subunit 4b. Gene Ontology annotation, biological process: proteasomal ubiquitin-independent protein catabolic process. The transcript is spliced from 47 exons. NCBI's taxonomy places the organism in Eukaryota, Metazoa, Chordata, Actinopteri, Clupeiformes, Clupeidae. Bases 312 to 5849 code for a protein of 1845 amino acids. Gene Ontology annotation, cellular component: spermatoproteasome complex; cytosol; nucleus. The record is from RefSeq and is a predicted model, not a curated record. Gene Ontology annotation, molecular function: peptidase activator activity; proteasome binding.